CGGCGCCCGCGGCCCAUGGACCCGCCGCCGGAGGUGGCCCCCGCGUCUCUGCGGUUCGCCGCCGCUGCUAGCUGGCUGGCCGUCCGCCAGCGCCGCGUGGAGCACUUCCCGAGAGUGGUCGAGUUCCUGCAGACCCUGCGCUCGGCUGCCCCCGGCUUGGUUUGCCACCGGCACCAUGAACGCCUGUGUAUGGGCCUCAAGGCCAAGGUGGUGGUGGAGUUGAUCGUGCAGGGGCGACCCUGGGCCCAGGUCCUGAAGGCCUUGGACCAUCACUUCGCAGAGGCCGGACCAGUACCGCUGGACCCUGCAGCUGUGAGUAAUCCCAGGCCAAACUCGACAGAGCAAGAUAGGAAGGUUUCGGAGGCCCGGGAGAAUUUCUACCUGCACGUGAAACAGCUGUCAGAGAGCCCUGAGGACGGGGCCUCCAGCCGGCAGGAACUCCAGCAAGACUAUGGGGAGCCCUUUCUGGUUGCCAUGGAAAAGCUGUUCUUUGAAUACCUAUGUCAGCUAGAAAAAGCACUGCCUGCCGUCAAUGCACAAGAGCUUCAGGGUGCUCUCAGUUGGAUUCAGCCCGGCUGUUCAGUCACUUCUUCUGUUGCUUUGCGUCAGUAUGGGAUGGACAUGGGAUGGCCACGUCUAGAGAGCUCUGCAUCUGCCUCAGUGCCUCUGACAGAACCUAUGGAACAGAGUGCUCAUCAGCAAACAAGACCAGCACCCUGCCGACCUCUGCCUAAGGCUAAGCUUGACUUCCACCAAGCAGCUUCACGGGAGCACCUGGAGCAGCUAGCUGGCAACCGCUUUAAUCUGGCCCCUUUGGGAAAGCGAAAAUUCCAAUCCCGGUGGACAUCAGCAAAGGGGUGCCGGAAAGAGCGGCCCACAGUCCUGCUGUUCCCCUUCAGGAACAUGGGCUUACCAGCCCAAGACGUAGCUAACCCUAAGAGCAGGAAAGAAUACGGACUAGACACAGCAGGCUCUGUGGGUGCAGAGGCAGUCUGCAUUGGGAAGGCUAAGAGUCCUGCUCAGUCCCUGGGGAAAAGGGCCUUCGAGGAGACCCCACCCGACUCAGCUGCUGCAGAGCAAAAGGAGAACUGUGUGAAUUGCUACCUGGAUCCUCUGAGACACUCAUCAUGUCCUAGAGCCAAGAAAGCUGUGCAGGCCCCACCCCUGUAUAGGUCUGUCAUUACCAUAGGGGACUUGGUUUUGGACUCUGAUGAGGAAGAAAAUAGCCAGAUGGAAGGAAAGGUGAGUAGGAAGAAGCAGACAGCUGAGACAGAGGAUGGGCAGAGCAAGGCAGAAAUCCAUGGUCAGUGUUUCCAGUUAUAGGAAUCAUACUUUCUUCUCCAUAGGAGUUUCUGAAAAAAUAUCAGAAGACAAAGUUUGGCACCUUUAUCCCCACGUUUUGUGACUACAUCCCAUAGUGUCCUGCCUGUUGCUUCCUGGCUACAUAACAGUUCUAGGGUCCUGUAGCAGUACUGGAAUGUCUCUGCACUCGGCCCAUCUACCUCUGCAGUUUUGCAUGCAGUUUAGUGGAAACGAAGAUAAAGCCCUGACCUGAGUUGCCUGGCUACAUUGCUAAAUGCUUUGUAACUCUUGAGAAUGAAAGCUUUGCUUUUUGUUAACACUGCCAUGAUGGAAGAAAUGGGUCCAUAGGUCUAUGCAAGGUCAUUCCUCAGAAACUUAAGUGGCCUCUCCAGAGCUGGUUGAGCCCCCCCCCCCCUUUUUGUUGUUGUUGUUU
Molecule: messenger RNA, 1735 nt
Organism: Acomys russatus (golden spiny mouse)
Lineage: Eukaryota; Metazoa; Chordata; Mammalia; Rodentia; Muridae
Gene: Tinf2
Product: TERF1 interacting nuclear factor 2
Exons: 8
Coding region: 16-1323 (435 amino acids)
Biological process (GO): regulation of telomere maintenance via telomere lengthening; telomere capping
Cellular component (GO): shelterin complex
Molecular function (GO): telomeric repeat DNA binding
Source: RefSeq, a predicted model, not a curated record